AUGGAAGGGACCAGCGAAGUGAAUGAUACUCUUGAUAACUCAGCAGAGGCUCCGCAGGUCAAGAGGAAAGAAAAUGAACAAUCUCCGAAUCCAGAAAAUUGCAAUGUGAUGGAAAUACCCGCCUUAUCUGGAUCCCAGGAUAAUAUAUGGCCCGAACACCUAUGUCCAAUGAGGUUUUUAAAGCCUCCACCAGAGAAUUUAGAAGGGGAGAAUGUUGUCAGACGCUUUGGUUCUCAGCCUCGGUCUAAACACCUAGGGAUGAGUCUCUGUUCCAAUGGUGAUGGUGACAUUAUAGUCGCAGAGUUGACAGUAACGAACUACAAGAAGUCAAGGUUGCGUCUAGAUGGCUGUUCAAAUAGUAGAGAUGAUGCAGUCAAGAAAAACGAGUGGCAGAAACUUUAUAAGGCAGCAGACGAUUCUAGGGAUGUGAUGUCCAAGGAAGCUCCGAACAUUGGUAAUGAAGGUGCAGGUAAUUUGUAUCUGAAUCAAUUCAGGUCUCAAAGGCCUCUUCCACAUAGGCAAAAAAAUUGUUCCAUGGUUUCUAAACGUUCAUUGGAAGGUGGGAAUUUUUCCGGUUCUGAAAAAAAUUUCACGGACUUUCCAGGAGGUACCAGGAGCAAGAUUUUAGAGGGGUAUGGUUUUCCGGAACUUGUAGUGAAUGAUUCGUUGAAAGGGAAGGGAAUUGCUUACAAGCAUCUGGGUGCUUAUGAUGCCCCACAGAUUCCAGUACACAGUUCUAGAAACGAAAUGCCCCGGAAACUUCUGGAUGAAGUGCACAAUUUGAAUGCUAAAUCCGAUGGCUUGAAUCUUUAUGGUGAUGUUAAUUGUUUCAACUCUGCUUUGGAUCCAGGAAUGAGUUUGAGAGGAUGGUUUAAUAGCGAGCUUCACAAUGCUGACAAAUCUGAGAGGUUUCUGAUAUUUAGGGAGAUAUUGGAACUUGUUGAUUCUUCUCACUCUCAGGGAAUUGCACUACAAGAUUUAUGCCCAUCCUUUUUUAUGAUAAGGUCUUCAAACCAUGUUAAAUAUGUGGGAUCUUUUAUUUCUCAAAGUCCCUCCGUUUCAUCAAAGGUUGCAAUCGAUCAGGAUGCCUUGUACUCUGUGAAUCAGUUAAAAAGGAAGAGUAACUUGGAAGUGGAUAAACAAGUUCCUGAAGUCGUGUCAGUAAAACAACAGAAAUUAAUUGGGAACCUAGAAUUUGGUAGCCAAUGCCACAUGUUUGGGAACAAAGUUGGCAGGAAGGAAGCAUCUAGAAUGAAUGAUUCUGCAAGGGUGAAAGUUCAAGAUUCUGGUUGCAAUUUUUGGCCACACUUCCUUGUAGAUGAAGAUCACAAGACUGGUAGCGUAACUAGUAAUCAAGAAGUAUUUCGGUAUAACAUCCAGAAGCCGGCCUGUGGCAUUUUUCAACUCGAGGAGAUGUGGUAUACCAGUCCUGAGAAUGGCAACGGCUGUCCGUUUUCAUCAAAUAUCUACAGUCUUGGUGUUCUUUUAUUUGAGGUAUGUUGGAACCAUACUUAUUUAUUUUAUUAUGAACCUUUGAGUUAUAGCAUUGCCAUAUUUUUUGCAUCUUGCUUUUCAUUCUGCUCAUUUUCCGCCUCUAAGUUCUAUUACCAGUUGAUUCAAAAUUGUUGAUUAUUGUCAAAAUCCUUGAUUAUCAAAAGGCAAUUCUCAAUUUCUGUCCAUUUGUUUGCUAUAAUUCAUUAUGUACUUGAAAUAAAAGGAAAUGGCACCGCAUAUGCCACUCAUCCAUUCAAAAUAAUCUCACGCAUCUGAGUGAACGAGAGGGAGACUAAUUAAACGCAUAAUCAGAUUAAUUCAUAAUUAGCUUCUUAAUACAUGCAAAAAGAUUUGAAAAAAUGUGUAAGUGAGAGAGUAGAGUCUUAAGUUUUUGUUUGCCAAUUUGCUAGAAGAAGGCUUGGGAAAUAUAAGACUUGGACUGAGCCUUAAGGUUUGUCAUGUUCUUUUACUGGUCUCACUAUUGGAAACGACGUGCUUAAACAAUUCUUUGUUACAUGUUUGUCUCAUCUGGCUGUUUCUGUCUCGUUUAUUAUCCACCCUUUGAGAACUUUAAUGAGCUAUUGUUUCUGUCUCGUUUAUGGUCUCAUAUGCCAUUUCAACUUGGUAGAAACAUCUACUGCAGUUUCAAUUUUAUGAGAUUCACAGAAGAUUUGGGACACUGAUUUUAGGCUAUUGUUUUGCAGCUGUUUUGUUCAUUCGAGUCAUGGGAAGUGCGUGCUGCAGCAAUGGUGAACCUUCGUCAUCGAAUUUUGCCUCCGAGAUUUCUCUCAGAGAGUCCUAAGGAGGCUGGCUUUUGCCUUUGGUUGCUUCAUCCUGAGCCUUCUCUGCGUCCAAAGUCUAGGUAUCCCCUUCAGAGUAUUUUAGCAAUAAGGUCACUCAUUUACUUGAAAACUAGCACUCGUUGGGUUGAUAGUUUCUUGGAGAGUACAGGUCUGGUUCAGACUGUGGGCAUCUUUACUUGGAGAGUACGUUUAGAUAGUAAUUCGUUGGGUAAUGUUUAGGACAAAACAUUUAAUGCAUAGUCUAUGGUGUCAGCAAAAAAUCCUGAAUCUUGUUACCGGGAGAUGUAUGAUCUUUUCAUCAAACUUGCACAGUCUAUAGUUAGAAAUUUGGUACCUAUUUGUUCACGUAUUCUGAAAGUUUCUUGUAUUUUUUUUGUCCCAGGGAAAUUCUGCUGUGUGAAUUUAUGUGUGAUACACAAGAUUUUACAUCCAUCGAUCAUGCGCUGGCUUCAAUUGAGGAUGAAUAUGCCGAGUCAGAUAUGUUAUUGCAUUUCCUUUUAUCUGCAAAAGAUCAAAAAGAAAAACGAGCUGCAAAGUUAAAGGAGGAUGUUCGUUGCUUGAGGACUGACAUUGAUGAGGUGGAGAGAAGAAACUCAUCAAGAAUUGAACCUUCUGCUCAUGUCAGAAGUCCAUCCGCAUACACCUGUGGGUUCCCUGAAAAAAAUCUUGCUGAAUCUGUCCCUUCAGAAAGAAAUUCUAGAAUGUCUGCAUCCGGAAUUAGCCAGGCAAGGUUGAUGCGGAACAUUAGUCAACUGGAGCGUGCAUACUUCUCCACGAGAUCAAAAAUUGACGUUCCUGCUACUGAUUCUGCAGCACGUAAGGCUAAAGAUGUCCUACAGAAGCAUGAAAAAUGCCAUCCUACACAAAGUAUUUCUGACGAAAAUUGCUCAAACAAAGAAAGCGAUCGCCUUGGAGCUUUUUUUGAUGGUCUGUGUAAAUAUGCCAGAUAUAACAAAUUUGAAGUACAUGGAACUGUGAGGAAUAGUGAUAUCCUUAACUCUGCAAACGUGAUUUGCUCUUUGAGUUUUGACCGAGAUGAGGAUUAUCUUGCUACUGCUGGCAUAUCAAAGAGAAUUAAAAUCUUUGAUUUUGGUGCUCUCUUGAAUGAUAAUGUGGAUGUUCAUUACCCUGUAGUUGAGAUGUUUAGCAAGUCAAGACUGAGUUGUGUUUGUUGGAAUAGCUACAUUAAGAACUACUUAGCUUCAACAGAUUAUGACGGCACUGUCCAGGUAUGUAUUUCUUUAGCCUUAAUUUUUUUGGUGUAGGGUAUCAUAAGUGUAAAUUAACUUUUGUGUUUUGUUAAGUGGAUGCUAUGCGGAGAAAAUUCUGGUAUAGACUAAAACCUUAUCUGAAAUUACUGGAUUUUUAGAUGGAAAGACCUAGGCAGAAAAGUUUAGAAGAGAACACAGGCAGUGCCAAAGAAUGACUAUGUCAUAGCUAUGUAUAACAGGAAGUCAGAAUGAUAAUUUAAUGGGAUCUUUUCAGGAUAAAUAGAGGGAGGGAAAGGGCAGUCAUUUCCGACUACCAAGCACCAGUGGGAUCUAUAUCGGAAGAUGAAUAGUUUGGUAUAAGUGAAAUACCUAAAUGGGAAAAUGUUUCUCGUGUGUUUGAGUAAAAAGGAGUAUUAUACCUUGAAGAGAGACUACCAGCCUGGAAGCCGUUCUUGGGACCUUGAAGAACCUUGGGGUCUACAUCUACAUCUUGGAAGUGAGAUGGUGAGAUUUUGGUGAAUGAGAUCAAUAUCUGGUUCUCUUGUUUAGACCUGGAUCAGGGUUUCUGCCAGUGGUCAAGUAAAGGUCUGGACUUUCACCAGUACAUAUUAAAUAUUCUUAGUCAGUCUUAUUAAUAUUUUGGAGGAGUGGCAGGCGAAUAGUUUGGAAGCUGCAAAAUAUGAUGUGUAGAGCUUCAAUUAGAUUGUAUCUGAGAAGAAUUCUGGUGUGGUGUUGCUUACAUUGUUUUUGUAUAAUUUUUUCCCACCUUCUGGAUAAGCAUCUUGAAUCCAUUCCUUGCUUGCAGUCCGGAUAUUCAACCACUAGUUGUCUUCUAUGGUGCACAUUUUCUGAAAAUUUGGCCGCACAGGUGUCAGUAGAUUCAACCUAUAGUAAAAAAUCACAUUCUCAUGUAAAUUGGUGGAAUUGAAGGAAAAAUGAACCUAUGGAAUAUAGCCGUCAUGCCACCAAGGCACGGUGAAGAGUGGUUGUAUGAAAUAAUCCAUCUGGUUCAAGGUCGGGCUAUGUGGAUCCAACUUAUAAAGUAUUGACAUUAAGAGAAUCGUGUAGAGAGCAUCAGUUGGAUUAAUGGGCCAGAAGGUUUUAGGAUAUUUUCGUAAAUACCACAACAUCCGUGGUAAAAGAUUGCACGGUAGUUAUUAACGUUCGCCAGAUUAAUGGUCGAAGAUAUAGUCAUUUCUAAUUGUACAUCAAUAACAUAGGCAUUGCCAAUUAUAUUCGGCUUCAACUUGUUAUAGAUGCUUACUAAAUAUCUGUGUUUCUGCAAGAGUACGAUGAUGAGAAUUUUUAACGGAAUUUAAAAUGGAUGUAUCCAUUUAACUCCUGACCAUGCACCCAUGUAAUCUGAUUGGGGGUGCUAAUGCAGGAUAACAAGGGAAUGGGGAGGCGGUGAUCUGUAUGGCCAGUGAAAGUCAUGGGGGCUAGUGACGAGUCUGAAGAAGAACAGGAAAGGAUCAUUGGUUGCAGGGAUUUACAUUUAUCCUCCAACAAAUAAAUAGGGGAAGCGAUGAUAAAUUUUUGCUUCAAUAUAAGAAAUUUUUCUCAGGUUGCAUGCUUUCAUUCUGUUGUAAAGUUUUUUGGGAAUUAGUGGAAAAAGUUGGUCGCCCGGAACAUGAGUGGCACUGAUGGAGGGGAGAAUAGAUAUUAUGUGUUCUGUUUUUCCAGUGGCUGAAUGCCAAUAGUUUGGACUGGGAAUCAGGGUGUUUGGGCGAGUUCUUUUAACGAGGUCAGCUGACACGUAGGUCCUUAAUUUGUCAGGGGAUUUUUAAUUGGAAUGUUUUGGAAAAGCUUAGGAUUUUAGAAUGAUUGGAUUUCUUCUCUCUGAUUGUUGCGUGUAUAUAAUAUUACUUUCUGUAAGACCUGGGGUGUUCCGGUUUGGAUUUCACCAUUGCUUUCGACUGGGAGUCGUAAAGUGCUUGGUACGUGAGUGGGUACGUCAAAUGCAUGAGGCAUGUGGAGGGGGGGAGGGAGGAAUGGAGGGAGGGACGGGAUUGAUGAUGAUCGAGAAGCAUUUUCUGGGUCUGCAUGCAAGUUAUCAAACAGCAGGACUUUCAUGCAACCGCAUGCCCUUUCUAUUUACAAAUGGAAUUAUUAUAAAAAGUAAAUAAUGGGUAUUCUUUAAACUAUCUACUUCAGGGCUAGCUUAUUCCUUGUCCUGUUUUCCUUUGACGAGUGGGAUUGAGGGCGUUGGAAGGGACCUAAUUGUGCCCUGUGAAUGACAUAGUGGAGUGGAUUGCUACUUUUGGGUCAUAAUUUCGGCCGAGAGAUUCAACAAAGCGUUUCAGGAAAUGCUGGGGAAACAAGACGAGGAAUGGAAAAUUACUAGGGUUUCAUAGAAAAAUGAUAACUGAUUGUUGGUGGUAUUGUCCAGCCAGUGAAAGAUGAGAGAGGGAAAGACACUAAUCUUUGCGGGAUAUGACUAUUUUUUUUAUUGUGAACUGUAUUGCUCGUACCAAUGGAAUCUGUAAAGUAAAUAUAUGCAUGUAAUUUCCUUUUCAGUUGCUGGCAUAUGGUACCAACUAAUCACGACAUUGGAAAAAAAUAACUUUAUAAACUGAAAAGCUGAAUUAAAACUAACAAUCAUCGAGUAUCUUUAAUAUGGGAUUAAGAAGAACUGGAAUCCGUAGUGUGAAUAAAUCUACCAAUGUUCAUCUUAAAAUUGGGGUUUUAUUCUUCCUGUAGAUUAUAUGACUAUUCAUGAACUCUGAUGGUUGCUCUAUUUUGCUUGGUCUUAACAAAACUCUAUGGUUUUACUCAUCCUGUGUGGAGUAUUUGCAAGUUGAUGCUGUUUAACUUUUUUUUGUGUUUUACAGAUAUGGGAUGCAAGCACAGGUCAAGGUUUCAUACAGUACAAUGACCAUCUGAAACGAGCCUGGUCUGUCGACUUUUCGCAAGGGGAACCGACAAAGUUGGCCAGUGGAAGUGAUGAUUGUUCUGUAAAACUUUGGAGCAUAAAAGAGGUACGUCUUACUCGACCCAUUUCUCUUCUUCGAAGACAACGGCACACUUUUAUCUCUAUGUUUUUCUCUUAACAGCAGUAGUUGCUUGUUCGGCCCUUCUGUUUGGUAGUGUUCGAACCUAAUACCAGGGGGUAGUGUUUGGUGACCGUUAUAUUUAACGGAUAAAUAGGGGUCUCUAUCACCUCGUUAUGAGUGUUUUAAUAAUAUAACUUCUCAAGUUACUGGAUGUGAUGGCAUGUGGAGUUACUCUUUUCUUUUCGUUGCCUUUGUUUUUUGGGAGCCUCUAUACUGUCUUUUCACUUGAUGCUGAAUUAGAUUCAAUUGACCUUCUUUAAAAAAAGAUAUCAUGGUUUUUAACAAUAUAUCCGUAUUUCUUCUUGGAUUGAUGAAAAUGCUUAAGCGGGAGUAUUUACAUUUUUGUUUGAUUGACAGAAAAAUUGCAUCAGUAGCAUCCGAACAGUUGCGAAUAUCUGCUGCGUCCAGUUCUCUUCAAGCUCAAGCCAUUUACUGUCCUUUGGCUCCGCUGACUACAAGGUUUACUGUUAUGAUCUUCGCAAUACAAGAAUCCCUUGGUGUACUUUGGCCGGACAUGGAAAAACUGUCAGCUAUGUGAAAUUUGUGGACUCUGAGACCCUGGUCUCUGCGUCAACUGACAACACCCUUAAGCUUUGGCAUCUCAACAAAACCAGUUCCACUGGAUUGUCGACUUCUGCGUGCAGUUUAACAUUGAGCGGUCAUACGAAUGAGAAGGUGUUCAUCUUGAUUCCUUCCCACUAUUUUCUAGAGCUCAUUUCAUGCAAUUCCAGAAAAGUAUGUUAUGUUUAAUUCUUUGCCAUUGAUUUCCAGAACUUUGUAGGCUUGUCUGUUUCUGAUGGAUACAUAGCGUGCGGUUCAGAAACGAACGAGGUGAAUUUAACUCUCUCUCUCUCUCUCUCUCCCUCUCUCUCUCUCUCCCUCUCUCUCUCUCUCUAUAAUUGAAUAUGCAUUAGCUGUCAACUAGCAUAUCGUAAAACCUGUCCUUUUCUUACCUUGCGCAAAGAUAGAUGUGGGCUCCGGGAAUCGAAACACCAAAAAAAUAAGAUAAAAUUUCCAGACGUUCUUAUUAUUUAAACAGCAAAGUGAUGCUUUCAACGCUUUGUUGCUGUGGAGCGUCAUGGUGGAACUGGAAGUCAGCGUCACUUACUUUCGUGUUGCAUCGGUUUUUCCUUUAAUCUAUUCGGUCACCUGGGAAUGAAGUGCCAAAAAUAUAGUCAAAUUGAGUACUCAGCAAGAAAAUAAUCAGGCUUUAUUCGCACUCGAAUCAACUAGACCCACCCACUUCUUCGACAUAUGUUUUUUUUCUAAAUAUAGACACAUAAAUGAAAUUAAUAAAUGCAUAUAUGCACAUAUGACUACAACGGGAAAUGCAGUCUGCCAUUCCUAAAACGACCAAUGGCUGGAUUUGGAUGAAUGUUGACUUGACAAGAUCUUGGUUCCAUUUCUGACUGGAAGAUGUUUCCUAUAUUUCCUCACUUGAUUGGUUUUGUCUGUAAUUUUCGUUUCUCUGCAGGUUUAUGCUUACUACAAAUCUUUGCCUAUGCCAAUAACUUCUCACAAGUUUGGGUCCAUCGAUCCCAUCACGGGCCUUGAGGUCAACGAGGACAGUGGACAGUUUGUCUCAAGCGUCUGCUGGAGGGGAAAGUCAAACAUGGUGGUGGCAGCAAACUCCACUGGCUGUCUAAAACUCCUGAAGAUGGUGUGA
Spirodela intermedia is the source of this 8227-nucleotide messenger RNA. NCBI's taxonomy places the organism in Eukaryota, Viridiplantae, Streptophyta, Magnoliopsida, Alismatales, Araceae. The record is from the annotation of a GenBank genome assembly.